AUGAUGGCGCCACCGGCAGGUCGAAGGCGACCGCCCACGGCAGCAGAAUCGCCUCUCAGCUUCAUAUCUCGAGCUCAUAGGCAAGCCUCGGGCGACUUCACCGGAACCCCUUUGCGUAAAACAUCGUCUUCAGGCUCACUUGGGCUGUGCGAGCAACAUCGGCCGCUGACUCCCAGGACAGGCGUCAAGUCACAUUGGCCAGGUGACGCGGCUGAUCUGCUCAGCAGCUUUCCGGUUAUCCCGGAGGCUCAACCACAAGGUCAGGCCUCGGUGCCAGCAUCGACUCCUGGCCGACUCUUUGGGUUCUCGCAGAGUGAAAUCGACGAUUUUGCCAGCCACAGUGAUCUCUUGGCCAGCUCGCUCUUCCCAGACGUGCCCUUCAACCACGCCCUUGUCGUCAACUCGAUCAACAUGAAAGUGGAAGGCUGCACAACCUCCGUGGCCGGCGGGAGCGCGGACGCCAAUCCACCACACAGUGCAAAUGACAGCGGCUACUUUCCCGGCGACGCGUCAUUAGAUCUAGACGACUCCGGCCAGGCAGCGGACUUCGAUGAGUUUGAUGACGAUGGGUCUCCCCUCUUCGACAACGACGCGGAGUUGGAUCCGGAGACCGCUGCAAAGCUAAAGGUUGUGCAAAAGGCUCAAGAAGAGGCAUCAGCGGUUGGCGCAACAGGCGAAUUUGCGUGUCCUUACUGCGACAAGAGCUACAAUGGUAAGCACGCUCGCUCCAUAUGGCGCAGACACUUGCAAGACAAGCACGCCAUUCCACUCUCCCAGCAGCCGCGCCGCACGAGAUGGGACGGAGACGCGAAUAGACCAAAGAAUGCGGAGGAGAGGAGGCAGCGAAUGCUGGAAAGCAAACGUAAGUGGGCACGCAAGAAGCGUCUUAUGGAGAAGCAUGGUCAGGAAGGCACGCCAGCUCAGGCGGCAGCUCGGGCAGCAAUGCACCAUCAGCAUCGCUGGGAGCCCGAACGACCGCUCUUCGCGGCUCACAAUCAUGGAUAUGCGGAACCGAUGAUGGCCCAUCAAGAACGCCUAUACGCGUCGCUGCCCCCAAGUCGUAGUGAGCAUCCAGGAUACCACGGCGCCACUCCUAUCGGACAGCCUUUUUCCAUCUCUCAUCCCCCACUGCCGCUGCAAUCGCUCUAUUCAAACGCUGCUCCGCCUGAUGCUGCAGUGUUUCACUCGCACCAUCCAGCCGCGCCCCACUAUGUACACCCGCCUAAUCCUCACGGCCUCGAGCUCCCUUCUCCUGGGACCGUCGACCGCAUCUUUGGCGUACCUCAGUACGAGCGCAGUGCGGCUCGUCAAGGCACAUCUCAAAGCUCUUCCCGCCAGUCGAUGACGCUACUCACUGCCGGUGCGCCGAUUUUUCCACCACACGAGGACAUACCCGCACAUCGCGACUCGCGCCAUUCGAAAGACCUACCUCAGGCUUCGCCCACGCGCAUCAGUCAUUUGCGAGCAAAUGCAGGUCACCUCGGAGAGCUUUCCUCCAGAGCAGGACCCUCUUUGGUCACAUCUCCGGGCAGGGUUGUGCCUGGGCCCUUUGCCGGGCAUCGUCAACUGGGUUUCCCGUCUGGCACAGCCGGUCAUCGUCAGCGUCCAGGGGAAGAUAGGCUUGCAGACCCGUACUCCGAUGCGCAACGCACUUCGCCGGAGUCUUUCAAAUCAGAGGAUGAAGACAAGCUGCUUCACCGUCAGCAACGCUCGUCAUCGGCCUCGCAAGCAGAUGGCGGGAAGAGCGACCCUCUUACGCCGCCAGACUCGCACAGCUUGGCCGCACAUGGUGGUGCAGGUCUUGCUUAUUCGAUUGCGAACAAUGCUAAGGGUCAACCUCCCGCCGCGGACUCAUUGCCUGCCAGUUCGACACCGCGUCACUCUGCGCGCAAUGCAGCGUGGAAGCCACAUACCGGCGCGCACAAUCCCUUCUCGCUGGAAUCUCACAAGAUCAGCCCCGCGAUCGCGCGCACGCAAUCUACAUCGAUGAGCCGUUCAGCAUCAGACACGCUAGCGUCCCCUACCUCUGCUCGCAGGACGACCGAAAGAGGCGGCGCAAGCGUCCUGAUUCCGCCGCUUGGAAGCGGAACAACGGAUGCCGCCAUGGCAAGUCCGAUGGCUCGUGAGCGCACCCUCCCACCGCUGAUCGGAACUCCACGCCGCUCCAAUGGUCUCAAGAGCAGUCACGAUGAGGACGCACCUUUGCUGACUAUGAGCUUCGAGGGCCCCAGCCUUCUCGACAGUCUGCGUCGCCCUGGCCGCCAACAAGGAAGCUUGAUGACCCCGUUGGAUUAUGAGUCGCGAGAAGCUGGCACAAAACGGACCCCCUUCAAGUUCUCAUCAAAGGAUGCUGGACGAUCUUCCUCGCUAUUCCAGGUGCCACAGACGAUCGGACGACCGACGCCCGCCCGACGCGUCGGUCAGCAGUCUGACCAGUUCUCGUCACCGCAGCACCUUGAUCUCACAGAAAGUCUAGGCUUAGCGCCUCAUUCGAUUCUGAGGCCGUCCGGCUCUACGUCUUACGGGCAUUUCGGCAACACCGGAGCCAUCACGCCGCUCGAGGGUCCGACGCCAGUCAGGCACCUGGGCGCACUGGCUGCUAGUCCCUGGCACCCCAGUCCAUCUUCUCCCCUGCGUGCCAUACGUCCAGACAACUUGCCAAGCAGCGCUGUGCGCACUGCUCAACCAGAAGCUGAAAGAGUCGAAGAUGAAGAGGAGGAAGAGGAUGAGCCAGGACGCUUCGCCAUGCAAGAGACGCCCUCGAGACCCAGCGCUAGUCAGCGCAGUGCCAGCAGCAGAUCUUUGGGUUUGGGCUCCUCGCAGAACGGAUCGACGAGCAAGACGACCACGGUUCUGAACCUACCACCCCCGAUUCGACCGUUGAGCUAUCGCAGUGGUGGUAGCGUUGAUCCGUCGCAGGGCAUCACACCUUCCCCCACUGCUGCGGACACUCGAGUCAGCGCCAUGCAGGAUCUCUCCAUCACAGACGAACAGAGACGCAGAGAUCAAGAGAAAGCCAUGCCUGAAACGCAAAAGCAGACCGAGGGGUCCGAGCGCGAUCUGCGUUCCGCUCUACGCAGUCCACCUUCAUCACCCAUUAGGCCACUGCUCAAUAGCCGCAUGUUGUACGAAUCUCCUCUGGCAUCGCGCAAGAGAGAGCGUUCUCCCUCGACGCCGAGACAUCAGCAUAAUCUGGAGGCGACCGGUUCGCGCUCGAGUGCUGCUUCUCCCAGCUCUCGCAAAGCUGUCCGCCUAGUGUAG
This is a messenger RNA of Ceraceosorus guamensis, 3261 nucleotides long. RefSeq lists its product as hypothetical. Lineage: Eukaryota; Fungi; Basidiomycota; Exobasidiomycetes; Ceraceosorales; Ceraceosoraceae. The transcript has a single exon. The coding region runs from base 1 to 3261 and encodes 1086 amino acids. The record is from RefSeq and is a predicted model, not a curated record.